Molecule: messenger RNA, 1050 nt
Organism: Fusarium poae
Lineage: Eukaryota; Fungi; Ascomycota; Sordariomycetes; Hypocreales; Nectriaceae
Exons: 1
Coding region: 1-1050 (349 amino acids)
Source: RefSeq, a predicted model, not a curated record
AUGCCUCGUAAACAUAAUUCCCGUCGCCGCUCUGUCGGCUUCCUGGAAGCUCUUGGGCAGUGGACUAUGGGCCCUGAGUCUUCUCGUCGCACUUCUCGUCACGGUGGCCGUCCACAUGGUCAUACGGAAGCAUAUAGACAGGCUCGCCUGGACAAUGCACCGCCCGAACUGAACCUUACAGCUCGCCAGUGGCGGGAGUAUGCCGAUCACGUCCCCGCCGGAUACUGCACAGAUGGAGAAGAUGAUGAUGGCGGCCGUGAGAAUGUAAAACGAUCUCCCCCCCCUGUGGUACAGCCUGAACCGGGUCCCUUUCGCUCUGCAUGGUCGCACUCUUCGAGUUCAGCAGUGACCCGUGCGCAUGGGACUGUAAGACGACGAGACUCACUUUUGGAUCGUAUCGUAGGUCGCACGCCCAUGCAGGAACCUACUAGCCCGCUGUCGCGGGAUGAGGUAAGUUUCAAUGCCAACAACGAUCAACUGUUCGCUAAUGUUCCUCACUUUGAGGUAAGGCGAGAUAUAGACGACGUUUUCGUUCAUCAGCAGCGAGCUAGUGACGAUGGAUCCAUAGCUGCGACUUUUGGGCAGCGUAUAGGCGAAGCAGGAUCCCGAGAGAACGACCAAGGAGAGACCGAGGUGAACGCCCAGUCUCUGCGAGAGUCACAAUUCUUCAGCAAUCCUCGCCCUGCUCCCCGGAUCCAACAAGCAAACUCAGAUGCAUGGCCCAUAGCGCAAAACAUCUCUCGCGAGCCUCUAGAGCGCUCGCGUAAUCGUGUCGGUAGUAGGCGCAACACCGUCAUCGAGGUUCCUGAUGAGCGACACGGUGAAGACCAGGAACCAUCUGUAUUCGGAGGGAGGAGCCAUGUGACCGUCUGGCCUGGUCUAGAUCAAGGUCGCGAUGAUGGCAGUUUGGCUCCUGACGACAGCGCCACCCAGAUUCCGAUGCAGCGUCGUGGGCAGGAUAGCAGAGUACCACAUGGAUCUCGUGCUAGAGACUCUCACAAUGUGAGUUCACGAAUUGAAAGAUCGCGACAGGGUCGCGGCCGACAUUAA